AUGAGCGUGCGGAGUCCGUGGACCUGUUUUGGCACAGAAUGGAGGCUGAGCGUCUGCGGCGUCAGGAGGAGAUGGCAGCGCAGAGCGGAUAGCCAGGCCCAGCGUGCACCUCCGACAGCUCAAGGCUUGACGGUUCAAGACGCUGACGGUGCUUCAAGUACAAGCGGUGAAGGCUCAAGUGCUACCGAUGAAGGCCAAGACGCACCAGAAUGCACGGCAGCCGCUCGCUGCACUAACCCUUGUGUCGUUCUCGAUAGUGGCCGCGUGCUCAAGACCUGCCAGCUUCAUCGAGACCUCGACAGUGCCCGACGGGAGAGUUACGACUCGACUCGACACCCCGCGCUCUGCCGACGAUGCCGCAAUCCGCGCGCACAAGUCCAUGGACGGCUGAUCACUCUUUGUGAAUAUCAUCGCGAGGAGGAACGUGAACGAUGUCACCGGCUCAACGCACUGACGGAGCACACUCGCGCGGGCACGCUGGUCUCCUUGAUUGACGACGAGGUGCGGAUCAAGUUAAAGGAGACGCAGGACUUGGUCCGAGAGGGGAUGGCCUCCCAAGAAGCGUACGACGGAGCGGCCCUGGUCCGGUCCCAGGUUCUGGACGAUCGAGUCCGCAUAUUGGAGCGGCAGUGCGGCGAGCAGCAGCAGAAAAUGAAGAAGCUGGACGAGCGCACACAAAUAUGCAUUUAUAUCUAA
Molecule: messenger RNA, 696 nt
Organism: Phytophthora sojae
Lineage: Eukaryota; Oomycota; Peronosporomycetes; Peronosporales; Peronosporaceae
Exons: 2
Coding region: 1-696 (231 amino acids)
Source: RefSeq, a predicted model, not a curated record